Molecule: messenger RNA, 4813 nt
Organism: Brassica napus (rape)
Lineage: Eukaryota; Viridiplantae; Streptophyta; Magnoliopsida; Brassicales; Brassicaceae
Product: protein JINGUBANG-like
Exons: 1
Coding region: 2725-4098 (457 amino acids)
Molecular function (GO): protein binding
Source: RefSeq, a predicted model, not a curated record
GUAAAUUAUUCAACAGACGACUGAAAUAUAAGUCGUCCACACCCUAAACAUAACCCCUAAACUUAAUUAUCUAGUUAAACACUUCAUAAAACCAAAUCAAACUUGAAAAGUGUUUACUAUACACAGAAAUAAACACAUAUAAGUAAGUUUUUCUAGAGAUGAAAAGGUUAAUCAAGUUAAAAUCGGAAACAAAUCGCCUCAUGGAAAUAAGGCAGAUGCGAUAUUUUACUCAGGAAACAUCUAAUAAAAAUGUGAGCAUUUUUAUGCACACAUAAAUGAACCAACUGAGCUAUGGCAAACUUUGAAAGAAAGGUUUGGAAAAAAUAAGGAGGUAAAAUCUCUUUCUGGGCUUGAACAGUGGAAAAUCUGAGGUUUCAAAUUUUUUAAAAAAUUGAGGAAUACAAUUCUGCCAUUCUGAAAGCAGUUUUGUGUACAUCAAAUAAAUUUGUAAGGAUCAGUACAUCUAUUUGUUGUUGCACGUUGACGAAUAAAGAGAAAUGAAACAGAUUAAGGACCUAAAGGUUCUUCCCUGUGUAGAGUUUGAGAUGAAAGACAUGGAAGAAACAAAAUAGAACAAAAGAUUUUCUAACACUGUCUCAAAAAAAAAGUAUUUGAUGAAAGUGUUAGACAUGUUCAUACUCAAAUCAAUUCAAGCAAGUUCAGACAGCAUUAGGAGUCCAUUUCAAGCUAAGAACAGAUACAGACAACGAACUAAAAGAACAAGCAGAGUCAAUGAAGACAGUCCCUUGCUCUAGUGCAGUCCGCAGCAUCAGAGCCAACUAACUAGGGAAAAAAUCGUACGACCGUACUAGGUCCAAACCUGUGUCUCUCCGUAUAAAGUCAAGGGGCUUGAUUUUUCUUAAAAAUACACAUUUUUUACAUAAAUAUUUUACAAGUUUUUAAUAAAUAAAAUUAAAAAGGGGCCUAGAAAUGUUUUAAUUAUAUAUGGUUAAAUCACAAUAUAUUACUGUUAUAUUUUAUAAACAAAAAUGUAUUUAAAGCAUUGAAAAAUAAAUAAUCUUAAAAGGUAGAAUAAAAAAAUUUGCCCUGGGCCGAUAAGAAUGUUAAGCCGGCACUGGGCAGCAUCAUGUAUGCCAUGAUUGGCACCCGAGUGGAUUUGUCUUAUCUAGCAGGAGUGAAUAGCCGGUUUAUGAGCAAACCUCUAAAAGAGCAUUGGCAAGCAGUGAAGUGGGUCUUGAGGUAUAUCAAACGCGAACUAAAGCUUGUGUAUAAGAGACAAAGUUUGUUUUGAAAGGGUUUCGACUCUGAUUUUGGAGGAGAUUUAGAAAGCAAAAGGCCAAUUGGUGAGUAUGUUUUCACUCUUGGAGAUGGAACAAUCAGUUGGAAGUCUGGUCUAUAGAAGUGGUGGCACUACUUCCACCGGAUGCCGAGUAUAUAUAUGGCACUAACUUAGGCUGUAAAAUAAAAAGUUUGGAUAAGGGAUUGAUGAAUGAGGGGGUUUUCAUCAAGAUGCAGUUGAAGUGUUUAGUGAUUCUUAGAGUGCCACUAUCCAAGAAUGAUGUGAACAAAGCAUAUUACUCAGAAGUAUAACUUUAUACUGGACUUGAUUGCAGACGGUUUGGUGAAGCUAACAAAGACUACUCUUUACAAUACAGCUGAUGCCCUUACCAAGGUGUUACCGGUGAGGAAGCUCUAAAAUGCUCUGGAACUAUUCUAGAUUUCAAAGAACUGACAAUAGUCAGAAAGAUUGGUGGAAUCCAAGAACUAGAAUCAAUGAAACUCAAAUCCAAGGUAGAGUUUUGUGGAUAUGGUUUUGAGUCCGAACAGAGGAAUGUCUGUUCUUCUCUACGGAUAAGUGUUGAUGGCAUUCAACUUAGAAGGCUUUUAUAGUUGCAGAAGACCAUGACUACGAUUCCAACAUGAAAUGAGAGCAAGUGAGAGUCCUGUGGCGUGUGCAUUGGAUCUUUCUCAAAAUGAACCAGAAGUUGGCUGGUUCUUGAGAACUAAGCUUCGACAGAAGAGGAAGUCGGUUCUGCAGUACUCUCCUUUUGGGACCACUCUCAUACGACAUGGUUGGGGUUUCUUAAGGAACCGACAAGAGGGUUUUGUGGCUAGGUUUAGACAAUGAACUUGUAUAUAAACCAAGUAAUUUUAGUGGAUUCAGGGUAUCAGAUCCCGACGAGACGUAGAGUGAGUUUAAGAGCCUGAACUCAUUAACCUUGUUGUGUUUUGUUUAUCUUUCUUCCUCUGUUCUUACUUCUUAACAAAUCAAUCACAAACGAGUGCAAACACGAGAUAGAGGAUUAACUUGAUAUGCAACCGUUUCAGGUUUUAAAUACUCACAGGUUUGAUAGUUUAAAGUUCUAUAUAUAUUUUUUUUCUAUUUUGAUUGUCUGAUUUUCUCAUUAUACUUCUGUUGGCACUUAUUCUAACAGGAAAUCAUUUUUUCCUCCCUUUAAAUCUACAAAUCUAUUUUCGGGGAAGAAACAAAUAGUAAAAUACUGCUUUGAGUUAGUACAAUGUGCAAGAUGUAAAUAUGACACAACAAGAAUUUUCCUGAAUUAGAUUAAGCCAAUGAAGCUUAACAUCAAUAAUUAAAAAAACAACAAAUAAAUUUAGCAGCCAGCCAGCCAUAUUUGUUAAGCUAAAAACUAAACCCCUUCAAAUCUCAAUCUAAUUACCCUUUUUUCUCCUCUCCGCACGAAUUAAUUAAUUCAAAGUUGUAAAUCUACGAAGGGGCCAAAAGUUAGUAACAUAUUCAAAAUGUUCGCCGAGGCGGAUAACAAUAUGAUGCAUCCUGAUCCGAAUCUCUCCUCCGCAAUGACCGACCAGACCGAGGACGAGUACGGCCUACGUAACAGCAGUGCAUCUGCGGUUGGCACAGGCAUGUACGGUAGAAUGAGCUGCGAAGGUUCUCCAGUGAUGAUGUCUCCCUGGAACCAAGCAUCUCCAUUUACUCAAACCGAAUGGUCUAACGUCGAUGAAAAUCUACCUCAGAAUGGUCUUAUUGGCUCGCUUGUACGUGAAGAAGGCCACAUCUAUUCUUUAGCGGCCACAAAAGAUCUUCUUUACACUGGUUCCGAUAGUAAGAACAUCCGCGUGUGGAAGAAUCUAAAGGAGUUUAGUGCGUUUAAAUGCAACAGUGGAUUGGUAAAGGCCAUUGUGAUUUCAGGGGAAAAGAUUUUCACAGGUCACCAGGACGGUAAGAUUCGCGUUUGGAAAGUAUCUCCUAAGAACCAAAGCUCCCACAAACGCUCUGGAACGUUACCUACUUUAAAAGAUAUAUUCAAGGCCUCUCUCAAACCAAGUAACUAUGUUGAGGUGAAGAAAAACCGCACCGCGCUUUGGAUCAAACACGCGGACGCUGUCUCUUGUUUGAGCCUAAAUGAAGAACAAGGGCUGUUGUAUUCUGCUUCAUGGGAUCGAACAAUCAAGGUGUGGAGGAUCUCUGAUUCGAAGUGCCUAGAAUCAAUCCCAGCUCACGAUGAUGCUGUAAAUUCUGUGGUAUCAACAACGGAAGCGAUUGUGUUCUCUGGAUCAGCUGAUGGAACAGUGAAAGCGUGGAAGCGUGAGCAACAAGGAAAACACACAAAACACACGCUCAUGCAAACGUUAACAAAGCAAGAAACUGCUAUCACAGCUUUGGCUGUGAAUAAAAAUGGUACUGCUGUGUACUUCGGUUCGAGUGAUGGUUUGGUGAAUUUUUGGGAGAGAGAUCAGAAGCAAUUGAACUACGGUGGUGUUUUGGAGGGACACAAACUUGCUGUUCUUUGCCUUGAAGUUGCGGGCAGUCUUGUCUUCAGUGGGUCUGCUGAUAAGACAAUAUGUGUGUGGAAGAGAGAUGGAAAUAUCCAUACAUGUCUCUCUGUACUAACUGGUCACACAGGUCCUGUAAAAUGUUUAGCGGUAGAAGAAAAUCUUGAAGUGUCAGAACGGAAAGACCAUAAAUGGAUUGUAUAUAGUGGAAGUCUGGACAAGUCAGUAAAAGUAUGGGGAGUUUCAGAAUCAUUCAUUGACAUGAACAACAUGUGUACGAUGCAGCAACAACAACAUGUCAUAUCUCAUUCGGAGGUUGUUAUGUCUGAUGGCAGUUUCUCCUCAUCAGCUGGUGGAGCCAGCAGCCAUCAGAGAGGUUAAUCAUGUUUUGUGGUUUGCUCUCCUAAUUAAAUAACAAAUUUGCAUGAAUGUCAAACAACUCAUCAAUUUUAAAAGUUAAAUUUCAAUACAAACAAAAAGAAAAGUUUAGUCUUAUGAUGCAAUACGUGUAUUAUGAAUUUGAGACUUUAAUAUUAAAGUUCGUUAUUAUUUUCAACAUUUUGUGAUAUUGUAGUCUUGCUUAUGUUGUAUCAUGUUCUUACUACUUUUAUGAGAUUUGAUAGAAUCAUGUAGUCAUUUUAUUCUAUUAUUUCUCGUGGAAUUAUUGAUAGCUUUUCAGUUUUCAUUGAUCAAAAGUUUCAAAACCAUGAGCUAUCCGGCUCAGUUUAGCUCGUGUUGGUUCAGUGUGAGGUUGAUAUACGGCCACGACUUCGCACAAAUGAGUAGAUACAAUAUCUUUUAUAAAUGAGACUAGCUGAACAUUAUUUUGUUAGCAGAUUCUGUUUAUGUAUAAACAACCUAUUCGGGUUUUAUUAGAGAGGUAUUGUACAACAAAGCAAAAAUGUUACUGGAUCAACCAAGCAGGCCGUUCCACUCUCUGUAGAAGGCCCUGUCGAGCUUUGCAGUCUAGUGACAACUGGUGUUUGAAACACCGGUAGUCUGUGAGAAACUGAGACAUUACUGUGUUGUAGCUGUCUGUCUUGUCCUGCAGGAGCUUUGGCUGUGGCUGGAGAAGUAAACACACUCUUAUGCCAUG